Paramuricea clavata is the source of this 747-nucleotide messenger RNA. NCBI's taxonomy places the organism in Eukaryota, Metazoa, Cnidaria, Anthozoa, Malacalcyonacea, Plexauridae. The record is from the annotation of a GenBank genome assembly.
AUGGAGCUGAUUGGAGAGAAUGAUACCUGGGUGUUACGGUGUAAGAUCUGUCACUUGUGUCUCAGCAACCCCAUUGUGUCAUCAGCCCUUAAACACAAGCCUACUGGAGAUUCAUUGGUGACAGGGAUAACAAUAUCAGCUGCAGAGUAUUUAAAGUACUGCCAAGGCAGCUGCGGUGAAUGGCGCAGAUUAAAGCACAGGAUGCUGACAUAUUUAUCUGUCUCAACAAAGACGCAUCAGAACACCUCAAAGUAUGCGAAAGAACAAGCAGCGCCGAAAAAUUGGCAGAGAAUAGCCAUCAGAAAUCAGAUCAGAACUGCUAUUCGAGUAGUGCAAACCAAGUGUGCAGCUGUUCACUACGAAACCAAGAUAGCGGAGCUUCACCAGGCAGGUGCCAAUAUAGGAGACUUUGGACACUCAAGAAUGGUAUUUCCUCAAAUGAUUGAUGUUGCAUGUCAUUUCAUUGAUCAAGAGACAAAGGAAUACUUGCUUACCAAUAUUCCAAACACUGACCUUCCGCCACAUUAUUAUGUCAGUGCUGACAAAUCGACCAAUCAUCGAGUUUCGAACCAGGUGACAAUGGUGUGUCCAGUUAUAGAAGGAAAGAAUUCCAAUGAGGUGAACCCUGUUUAUAGCAAGUCGGAUGGAAGUGGUGGCAAAGGAGAGGAGCUGGCAGAAGCCAUAUUCAAAGAUCUAAAAAACCACCUUGGUGUUGAAGGAGAGAGUUUGCUUCAGCCAUAUUUUUAA